GCCUGCUUCCCGUGUAUGUUUCGCCUGUUAGCUCAAUGUACUCAAACUAAAAAUGCCGCUGAGGGUAAGAUCUGGGAACGAACCUAAGGAAACCAUGAAACAAAUAGCUGUAUGGAGCAGGACGCGAGCAGCGCUGGGUGAGCUGGAAACUGAGCUGAGGUGCUCCGGAUGUUCCUCACUACUGAAUAAGCCUGUAUGCCUAGGAGGUUGUGAACAUGUAUUUUGCAGGAUGUGUGUUGGUGAGAGUAUUGGGAGUGAGUGCCCUUUGUGUCACACACCGGCUUGGGUGCAAGAUGUGCAGAUAAACAGGCAGUUGGAAAAUAUGAUCCAGCUUUGCAGCAAACUGAGGAACUUGCUGGAUAAGGACAAGUCUAGUGAAAACAAAAUGGAUUUAUGUCAAGAUAUAUCUCAGAAAUUAAAUUCUACUCAAGAAAGUGAAUGUAAAAAGAAGCAGAUAAAGAUGUGGUUCAGCCCCAGGAGCGGAAAAAUGAGGUGUGUCCUUGAAAAAGGAGCUAAGAAUAAGCAACCUGCAUCUAACACUGGAAUGUCAUCUUAUGACUUUGUAUCUUCUUCACCAAAUGAAGAGCCAGUAAAAAAGAAAGUUUUCUCCAAGCCUAAGAAAACGAAUAAAAAGCAGCUGGAUGAAAUCAACCAAGAAUGGGGUAUUGGGAAGCAGGAACAGAGUAUUAGUGACGCCAAAGUUGGCAGUGCAACAAAAAACAAUAGGUCAGUGUCCUUCAGCAGCCCACCAGCUGAUCUGCAAAGUCCUGAGACUUUGCAGGAAUCUGGACCUACAUGUAUUCAAACAGUUGAAAAAGACAAAGACCAACAUUUAUGUGUAUUGGUUGGAGCUAUUGAAAAACAUUCUGAAAUUGUGAAAAAUGUCACCAGCCAAAGUGAAAAAAUACAGAAGACUGCUUCUGAAGGACAAAUGAAAGCGAUCAAAAAAACAUCUAAAAAAUGUAAAGGUCACCAGCCUUUGUCAUCGGCUGUUUCAAAACGUCCAAGGAAAUUAAGGAACAGUGUAACCGAUUCUUCCUCUACAGAGGAAAAUGCUAGUUCCUUUUCAGUAAUUCAAUCCUCGAGAAAAUCAUUACAAUCUUGUGAAUGUCCUGUAGUGGGAAAGGAAACUAAUAAAAGAACAGAGGUGGCCCUUUCUCGUUCAAACUCUUUAUGCUCACCUGUUUCUAGUAAUAAAUCCGGGACUGCAGCAGGACAGAACACUACUUUUCUGCAGACAUCCCCAAGUAACCCCAAUACAAAGAGAAACCAUAGAGGUGAGACAAUGCUGCAUCUGGCAUCAAUAAAGGGAGAUUUACAAGCAGUGGAUGAGCUUCUGAAGGGUGGAGCCAAUCCUAAUGUGAAGGACCAUGCUGGCUGGACUCCACUACAUGAAGCUUGCAACCACGGACACUCGAAGUUGUUUGAGUUACUGCUUCAACACCAGGCGCUUGUGAAUACUGCAGGCUACCAGAAUGAUACACCUCUUCAUGAUGCUGCUAAGAAUGGACACACAGCAAUUGUCCAGUUGCUGCUAUCGCCAUGGAGCAUCACUGAUGCAGUUAAUAUAUUCGGUCUGCGGCCUGUAGACUAUGCAGAAACAGAAGAGAUAAAGUCGGUUUUGCUGAAAACACAGACGAAUAAGGAGGCACUUUUGCAGCAGCCAUGCUCUUUGAGCCAAUGCCAGCGCAGAGAAGGAACUGUUGUAAUGAUAGCCAGUGGCCUGUCUGGUUCUCAUAGGAGUGAUCUGAGCAAGCUUGCUGCAAUACUCAAAGCAGAGCUAUGCACUGAGUACAACAGUGCAGUUACCCAUGUCAUUGUUGGUGAGGAGUCUGCCCUUCGUACCAUGAAAUGCAUGAUGGGUACAUUAGCUGGAUGCUGGAUACUGAGAUUUUCAUGGGCGAAGGCCUGCUUGCAGUCUCAUGAAAGAGAAGCGGAGGAACCAUAUGAGAUACCCAAUGGACCUCACAAAGCCCGGCUCCACCGUGAACAACUGCUGCCAAGGCUGUUCGACGGAUGUCAUUUCUAUUUUCUGGGCUUCUUUAAGGAACACCGCAAAGAGGACUUGGCUGAGCUGGUGAAAGCUGCUGGUGGCCAAAUCCUGAUUCGGCAACCAAAACCAGACAGUGAUGUGACUCAGACCAUUAACACAGUGGCUUACCAUGCUGAAGCAGAUUCCGACCAGAGAUUUUGCACACAAUACAUUAUCUAUGACAAGGCUUCAAAAUACCAGCCUGGGAAAGUGCGCCAGGGCAAAGUAUGGGUAGCCCCCUCCAGCUGGCUGAUAGAAUGCAUCAUCUGCUUCCAGCUGUUACCUGUGGAACAGUAAUGCUGUGAUGAGGAGACUAAAAUACAAACAUUUCUUUGUUAAUGUAGGUGAAAGAGCAGGGUUUGACAAUUCAGUAAAAACUGGAGGAAGAAAGUCCAAAAUAUCUUAAACUUACUACCUUUUUGUUACUUUAGUGGCUUCUCUGUCUGAAAUGAUUGUGAUUGGAGAGUAUGUUGCCUUGGAAAGCCCUCAAAUCUUCCUAAAAUAUUCUUCUAAAAUUAGUUGUAAUGCUCAUAUAUUAUUCUUAUUGCUCAUAUAUCAUUGCUUAUCUGUCCCUCACACACACACAUUUAUAAUGUUCUGAUUUAUUGGUACAUCUUAGAUUUAGAUAUUUUUUUCUGUGCUUGAGCAGUUUUUUUCUAUAACUUUCACUACUUAUUCAGUUGUAUGAGUUGUUUCUGUUUUUACUGAUAUCAGGGAUUUCUUACAAAUAUUCAUAUUGUUUUUUUCUCUGAGUAUGCAGAGAAAAAGAACUUUUAUUCUUAAAGAAGUGGUGCACUCAAAGUACUUCGUUAUUGAUAUUGAGUGCUAACAGCCACUAAGAAACAUGUAACAGUUUAAAAAAAAGGAACCUAAAUCUAUAUUAUAAGGAUUCAAAGAGUGGCAAGGCUACACCGCAAAAACAUAAUUACUAUGACACUGCUGGAUUAACCAUUAUUAAUUGAUUUAUUAUAUAUAUAUUAAAAGCCAAAAACUUUAGGCAAAUGUGAAUUAACCGUACGCUCUGUGUGACCGGUAAGAGAGUUCAAGCCAAACCGCACUGGCCACUUGGUGUACUUCACUCUCCAGUGAGAGAAAACCAGGCAUUUAAUGUCUAAUAGCACACACCGGUAAGUGGCAACUUGCAAGUCAGAUUUUGAAUGCUUACGUGGUAUACAUUAGAUUUUGCUCUCAGCCACGAUUACCAUCUUAC
Bombina bombina (fire-bellied toad) is the source of this 3242-nucleotide messenger RNA. It is a transcript of the gene BARD1, whose product is annotated as BRCA1 associated RING domain 1. NCBI's taxonomy places the organism in Eukaryota, Metazoa, Chordata, Amphibia, Anura, Bombinatoridae. The record is from RefSeq and is a predicted model, not a curated record. The transcript has 11 exons. Gene Ontology annotation, molecular function: protein binding. The coding region runs from base 53 to 2329 and encodes 758 amino acids.